UUCUAGGAAAUCGUUAAAAACAGCUGUAGGAUGCAGAAGAGAACUUAAUCCAUCGUAAGAUGCUUGAAGAGCCGACAACAAUCAUAGAGAAGUAUCGACAAAGAAGAUAAGUUGGUUGAAUUGACGACGGUAAUGAACGAGACGGAUGUUAUUCUGGUUUAUAUACCCAAUGGUGUCGUGAAAAGUGUGCGGUAUAAUUUCGAAAUAAAAGUUCAGAAAGUGAUUCACGUCUUAUUAUCAGCAUUGGGUAUUGACCGCGUAUCGUUUGGAUAUUUUGCCCUUCGCUUAAUCCGAUCUCCGGUAACACAAAUGUGCAAUAAUAACAAUGAUUGCCACUGGUUGCAUCCAGGUCUUACAAUGCGACAUGUCUAUGACAAAUUUUUCAGCAAAAGUUCGGCUUCCAUCCAGCUACGGUUUGAAUUACGGUUACGUUUCAUAUCAAAAGAUCUUGAAGAAAUGUAUCAAACAGAAACGGAUGCAUUCAUGUUUUUGCACGAUCAAAUUCUGGCUGAUUAUGUAACUCAGGUUUCAUGGAAAGUUCCUGCCGAGACAGCUAUUGAAUUAGCUGCUUUACAAAUACGCCGAAAGCUUGGAAAUCAAAAUUCGUGUAGCAUCGAAAAAUAUCUAAAUUUGGAUGAGCUUGAAGCUGAAGGAACUCUUGCGCGGCUAUUGCCAGAAACUAUGCUCAUUAAUACGAAGUCGAAAAUGCUCAGGAAAACAUUAAUAGCUGCAGUAAAGAGGCAUUCACUGCUUACGCCUACAGAAUGUAUUUUCCACUUCCUGAAAAUUGUCAAACGAAUAACGCAGUUUGACACUGAAAUAUUUAAAGCUUCUUUGGGCGUUGUUUGGAAGAAUCCAUUAGAUGUUAUGGUAGGUAUGGCUGUUGGCAUUUCCUGCGAUGCAGAUGGACGCGGUCGAGGACCUAUUUUGUUGGCGAAAUUGGAGUACAUUAUCAAUUUGAAGUUGUUGAAAUUGGACGAAAAAUCCGAAAAAACUGUAGUUAAUUUGAAAAUAACCGGAAGCUCGCAGCAGCUGUCAAUUACAUUGCCAACGUGGUCAAUCGCCGAGUCAUUAGCACAUCUUAUCAAUGGUUAUAAUAUGCUACUGUCACAGCAGGGAUCCAUUUGGACUCCAUCUGAAUUACUGGAUGAGAUAAAAAAGCAAGAAAUGAAAAUGGCUUUUGUAAAAAGAGAAUUAACACUUACUCCUUCUAAAGAUGCUAAUCUUCUUGUGGCUCGUUCACAAGUAACACUAGAAGAACUGUUGGGCGAUGGCCAGUUCGGCAAUGUUUAUAGAGGAACAUUUAUGAAGGAGGAUGGUGUUGUGGAUGCGGUUGCUGUAAAAGUUUGUAAAUUGGAUAACGCAAUAACGGAAAGACAGAAUUUUCUGGAAGAAGCUUUUAUAAUGCAUCAGUUUCAUCACGAACAUAUCAUUGCAUUGGUGGGAAUUUGUAUCGAAAAGCCUAUUUGGAUUGUGAUGGAAUUGGCGCCGCUUGGCGAACUGCGGCAGUAUUUGUUAUACAACACUGCGACAGUCGAUUUAUCCGUACAACUUCUAUUCAGUCUGCAACUUAGUUCUGCCUUAGUUUAUUUGCAUUCGUGUAAAUAUGUGCAUCGAGACAUUGCUGCUCGUAACGUCCUCUUAUCUUCGCCACGUUGCGUGAAGUUAUCAGAUUUUGGUCUAAGUCGUUGCGUUGAAGAGGAUAAUGUAUAUACAGCAUCUCAAGGCAAACUUCCGAUUAAAUGGAUGGCACCGGAAUCAAUUAAUUACCGCUGUUUCAGUAAGGCUACCGAUGUUUGGAUGUUUGGUGUUUGUAUGUGGGAAAUACUUACGUAUGGCGUGAAACCGUGGCAAGGUGUUCGAAAUCAUAACGUUAUAUUGAAAAUUGAGGGUGGCGAACGACUUGAAAGACCUCAUAAUUGUCCACAAGUUCUGUACAGCUUAUUGAUACGUAUGUGGAAUUUGGAAGCUUCAAAAAGACCAACAAUAUUUGAAAUUAAUCGCUAUCUUGGCUUCCUGCUGGUUCAAAUUGAUUGCCAUGUUCCCUUCGGAUUACUUACAGCACCUUCUGAUAACGAAAUCAAUGCGUUGGUUCAGGAAGGCCAAACAAAUGGUUUUCUAACGGUGGCGCCGGUAUUAAAAGUAGAUUCCGCAGCGAUGCCAACAUCAACGUUGUGGCGUACAUUGGAGCAGCAAAGAAUUCAGUCGGAGGAGGAUGAUAGGUGGCUUGAAGAGGAGGAACAGAAGCUUUUACCGUUGCCAGCACUUUCAACAGUUCGCGAGCAGCAUAUUAAUUCACUUUCCAAAAAACAACCGAUGUUAAACGAAGAAAAGAACAUACCACCGGGUUAUAAAUUCGACCGCCGUAGUGAUACAGUGCAUGGAGCUGUUUUUAGACUGAUUGGUGCAGUAACAAAUUUAUCCAGGGAGUUUCAUACGACAAUGACGAAUGGACAUUUCAGCGAAUGUGUUAAAAUUAUCAUGGAUCAUUUGGGAAAUUUAUUUAAUGAAUCCAUCCAACACGUAUCAAUUUUAAGCAGUUCUGAUCAGCAGGAAGUAAAACUUGUUGAGACACUUUUGGAAUCAGAUUUGCGUAACCUGUCGGAAGUCAUGGAAAAAGUUUUGGAAGAAGAUAUCAGCAAGGAAGCUUAUGAAGCAUUAAGAAGAGAAGUGCUGAAAAUAAGUCAUCGUUUGGCGUUUAACUGCAAACAGUUCCUUGAAACAAUUGACAGUGCGCGUAUUCGAAGUGGUGUUGCAAAGUUGCAGUUGAAAGAUGCAUCAUUUGUGGUGCAUGAAGUGUAAAUUUUAAAAGGCUUUGAAAAAAAUGUAAGAAAUGAAAACAGGGUAGAAUUGGUAUGAUUUAAAAUACAAAUAAAAUGACGAACAGAAUUUUUGAGGAAAAGCAGGAAAUUUGAAACCC
Loa loa (African eye worm) is the source of this 2920-nucleotide messenger RNA. Its product is annotated as TK/FAK protein kinase. Gene Ontology annotation, molecular function: transmembrane receptor protein tyrosine kinase activity; ATP binding. Gene Ontology annotation, biological process: cell surface receptor protein tyrosine kinase signaling pathway; protein phosphorylation; multicellular organism development. Gene Ontology annotation, cellular component: signaling receptor complex; focal adhesion; cytoskeleton. The transcript has 22 exons. The coding region runs from base 133 to 2802 and encodes 889 amino acids. Lineage: Eukaryota; Metazoa; Nematoda; Chromadorea; Rhabditida; Onchocercidae. The record is from RefSeq and is a predicted model, not a curated record.